Marasmius oreades (fairy-ring Marasmius) is the source of this 489-nucleotide messenger RNA. RefSeq lists its product as uncharacterized. The coding region runs from base 1 to 489 and encodes 162 amino acids. The record is from RefSeq and is a predicted model, not a curated record. The transcript has a single exon. NCBI's taxonomy places the organism in Eukaryota, Fungi, Basidiomycota, Agaricomycetes, Agaricales, Marasmiaceae.
AUGGUGUUUGGCACGAUCACCCGCAGUCCAGGAAAGAGAAGGACGAAAGCCAAGGGAAAUAAGUGCAUAAUAAUCCCGGGGCAUGCUAGAAAACGCGACGCAGCACUGGCGCGUAUAGCAAAACUCUUAGCUGCAUCGAACAACCAGGUACCAGCAGUGGAGGGAUAUCUAGACACGCAAGUAGCUAGUGGAAGUUUGGGAGGCGUAGAUGCGGAUAUGGUUAGUGCGAGCGAGACAGCUGAUGUCGAAAUAGACGGGACGGUGCUCGACAACAGCGACAAUGACGCGCCAAUUCUAUCAGAUGAUGAUACCAACAACACGCCAAUCCCACCACAAAACGAUCUAUAUCCCCCACCUACUGAAGACUCCUUGAGAACUGCCAUUGCAGCGCGCCUCAGUAAUGCUAUGCAGGUUAAUCUACGCUGGAAACAGCUCCUACCUACGCUAUUGUAUUGUGAAAAUAUGGAAAGAACUCUAUAUUUUGUGUAG